CCGAGUCGGCCCGACCCCAGCCGAAAGCUACCGAGCGCGGUCCGAACCGAGCCGAGCCGCCGGGGAGCGGCCGAAUCCCGCCGAGCCUCGAUCCGAACCCGGCCGAGCCUUCGGCGGGCGGAGCCGAAGGCGGCCGAAGCGGCCCGAUCCCCUCGGGGCGGGCUCGGCUGGGCUCGGCUCUGCUCCGCAGUGGCGGGGGGCGCGCGCCCGCGCGCGCGGCGGGGGCGCGCGCGGGGCGCAGAGGCGGCAGCCAAGAUGGCGGCGCGGGUGGCGCAGGGGCCGGCAGCCCGCGGGCGCGCCUAGGCCGCGGCCCCCCCCCACCCCGGGCGGGCUCCCCGCCGUCGCGGCCCCCCCGCCCCCCGGCAGCGCGGCGGCCGGCAGGAUGCUGCCCUCGCAGGAAGCCUCCAAGCUCUACCAUGACAACUACGUGCGGAACUCGCGCGCCAUCGGCGUGCUCUGGGCCAUCUUCACCAUCUGCUUCGCCAUCAUCAACGUGGUGGUCUUCAUCCAGCCCUACUGGGUGGGCGACAGCGUCAACACGCCCAAGCCCGGUUACUUCGGGCUGUUCCACUACUGCGUGGGCAGCGGGCUGGCGGGCCGGGAGCUGUCGUGCCGCGGCUCCUUCACCGACUUCAGCACCAUCCCCUCGGGCGCCUUCCAGGCGGCGGCCUUCUUCGUGCUGCUGUCCAUGGUGCUGACGCUGGGCUGCAUCACCUGCUUCGCCCUGUUCUUCUUCUGCAACACCGCCACCGUCUACAAGAUCUGCGCCUGGAUGCAGCUGCUGGCAGCGCUCUGCCUGGUGCUGGGCUGCAUGAUCUUUCCCGACGGCUGGGAUGCAGAGACCAUAAGGGACAUGUGCGGGGAGAAGACAGGGAAGUACUCCCUGGGCGACUGCUCCGUGCGCUGGGCUUACAUCCUGGCCAUCAUCGGCAUCCUCAAUGCCCUCAUCCUCUCCUUCCUGGCCUUUGUCCUUGGCAACCGGCAGAACGACCUGCUGCACGAGGAGCUCAAGACAGAGAGCAAAGAUUUUGUCGGCACUGCGAGGAUAUAAAGCCAAGUGCCCGCAGCAGGACCCUCUUCCCGCGGCCGGCAGCCUGGGCACUCCCUCCCCAUCCUGCCCUUCGUCUGCUGCCAGCAGCCACGCAGCGUCCCGUGCCGCUCCCCGGGCCCCACUGCCUGCACUGGGGACGUGCCGGCCAUCCGCCGCAUCCAUGGCCACCUCCAUGUCCAUGCUGGCACCGCCAUCCCACGCACCCCGCCAGCUCCGCACCCCCUGUCGCCCGUGGGUCACCACCGGGGGAGGAUGCCCCAAACCCGCUUCGUUCGAGAACAGCAUCCAACUGCGGUUUUGUUUCAAGGAAAAAACAGUCUCAGAGUUUUUAACAGAUUUCUACAUCCCCAGGACUCCUGACCUGCUGCAUCCCACCCGAACACGCGCUCAGUGAUGCCCCGCGCCGGCUGCUCCAGGCCCUGGCCCCCUCCCUGCUCCCAUUUUGUACAGCUCCGUGACCCUGCCUCCAUGGCUGGGGGACCCGGUGGCGGGGCCGGGGCCCAACCCCUACUUUUACGUGUAAAUUCAUAUUCUCUAAACAGGGUAAAGUGACUCAAGCCCCCUCGCCCCCCACCCCAGGAGCGCAGCCCCAGGGCGUGGUGUUUCCUGGUGCGUGGCUGGGGCUGUGGGCUGCCGCUCGCUCCCCCCCAGCACAGGGACCACAGGGGCCUCGCUGCUGCUGGCCGCUGGGACACCCGACUCGAGCCGCUGCUGAAUGUAAGCCCUGGUAAGUGGGAGCAGCUGGACAUACAACCCCCCCCUCGGGUGGGUGCAGGACCCCCCCCCCCCAGCCCCCUCCCUGAGCUGACCGCAGGCUGUUGCCAAACGCCUUCCCUCCCCAUCCCCAUACGGUGCUUCAUCUCCACUGGCGACGGCAAGGCUCUCCCUGCCACACGGUGUGGCUGGGGGAGACCUGGGCGCUCCUGUUCCCACCCUGGCACCCUGGUCGCGUCCCCUGGCUGCACCUCGCUGGCCCGCGGUGAUGGCCCGCAGGGAGCUGGCAGCAGCUGCCCGGGGCAGCACUGAGGCCAGAGCCUCCGGGCACGAGGCAGCCUGCAUCGCACACGUGCAGCACCCGGGAGCCGGCACCGACACCCCCGGCACUCACCCUGGCACAGGCAGCCACAGCCCGGCCGCAGCUCUGCUGGCCAGACCGGCAUGUGUGGGCUUCCCCAGGUCCCGGCUGCGGGGGGCUGGGGCCACCACAGCCCUUGCAAUGCAAUAAAGUCCUCAGCACUGGCCGCGUCUCAGUGCGAGUAGCCGGGGGCUGUUUGCAGGGCCCUGGCGAGGCCGGGCGCCGGGCAAAGCCUGGGAGCGGGCUGGAGCUGGGCGCAGGGAGCGGAGCAGGACCAGGACCACGGCCCUGGGAUGGGCAGCCCCGGGCAGGGGAGCUGCUGCCAGCGGGGCUCGGCCACGGCCAUGGCCACAGCGCAUGGAGGCUGCUGGGCGAUGGCAAUGACGGGCUCCGCAGGAACCAUCGUGGUGCCCGGGGCUGGCGGGAGCAGGUAAGUCGUGCCCUGAGGCCCUGUAUGGCGGUGGUGAGGGAUGGAGCUGUGGAGCCAAAGUCACCCGGGAUGGCGCAGGUGCUGGCGCUCCUGCCCACGGCCUCUGCCAGCCUCGGCCUCCCUCCGGCAGCUGCCCCUCGGCCCCGGCAGCGCCCGGGUCUUGCCAGCUUGGGAGCGCUGCUGCCGGCUGAAUUGAAAAACAAGCGAAGAAAAUCAGUGGAGAAAGGAAUACAGUAGCUGUAAUAUAUCUGUAUUUUAGUACAAAGUUUGAUACAGUGUUUCACAAAACCUUAUUGAAAAAUAUAAUUCAAACCAGACGA
Falco peregrinus (peregrine falcon) is the source of this 2876-nucleotide messenger RNA. RefSeq names its product LHFPL tetraspan subfamily member 4 (gene LHFPL4). Lineage: Eukaryota; Metazoa; Chordata; Aves; Falconiformes; Falconidae. Gene Ontology annotation, biological process: gamma-aminobutyric acid receptor clustering; sensory perception of sound. Gene Ontology annotation, molecular function: GABA receptor binding. Gene Ontology annotation, cellular component: postsynaptic membrane; plasma membrane; inhibitory synapse. The record is from RefSeq and is a predicted model, not a curated record. The transcript has 4 exons. Bases 383 to 1051 code for a protein of 222 amino acids.